This is a messenger RNA of Didymodactylos carnosus, 2718 nucleotides long. The record is from the annotation of a GenBank genome assembly. Lineage: Eukaryota; Metazoa; Rotifera; Eurotatoria; Philodinida; Philodinidae.
AUGACUCUUCCAAAUAUCGUAUCAUUAGAAGAAAAAGCUCCAUUUUUAAAACAAUUAAAUAAUAUGAUCGAUGAUUUAGAUAAAAAAGCUCAAGUUGAACAUCGUCUAUUAGAUGAAAUGGAAAAAAAAUGGUUAGGAACAUUAGCGACUAAAGAUGAUCAACAAUUAGCAACAAAUCAAGAUCAAAAUCAUACUGAUAAUCAACAUAUUGAAGAAAGUAGAAAAAAUGGUUUAUCCAAUGGUCCGAUAGAGAAUCAUCUAAUACCAAAUAAAUUAGAUCUUCCAUUAACAUCAUCAAAUAUUUCUAGCAAUUUAACUAAAUUAAAUAAUCAAAUUAAAAAUGAUUUUAUAACACAUUGUCUAUCUUUUAUGAGUGAAGAUGAAGAAGCAAUGAAUUGUUUUCAAACCGUAUGGACAAAAUAUUUACAAUCAGUUGGCGAUGUAUCAUUGUUAUCUGCAUUUUUCGACACUCUACCACAUAAUGUAAAAUUAGCCGUAAUACCAAAAUAUCAAACUGAUUUAAUAAAAUGGUGUAAAAAUUUAUUUCAUAUUAAAUGUGAAGCACUAUUAUGUACAACAUAUUAUUCCGAAUCAUUUCAACGUGUUAUUCGUUUAGCUUUGAAAAGUAAUAAAAAAUUCUCGAAUGAUAAUAAUAAUACUAAUAAAAAAGGCAUUAUUUAUGUGUCAAGUGAUUUUGAUCCACAAUUAAAAGAUGAUCUUCUUGUUGCCAUACCUGAUGUUUGUUUUACACAUAUACAAACUGAUUUAUAUCGUGAGGAUGUAUUAAAUAUUGAUAAAUUAAAACAAACAAUAAUUAACGAUGUUGAUAGUACAGAAGAAUAUCCGCUAAUGAUUAUUGCAAAUGUUGGUACACCAUUUUUAGGACAUAUUGAUGAUUUAGCUCAAUUAAAAGCAAUAGCCAAUCAUCAUCAAAUAUGGUUACAUGCAACGGGUGAUCUUCUAGGUUCAGUAACCUUGUUAUCAUCCGAUGAUAAUCCUAAUAUAUGUUGUGAUAGUCUUACAUUGGAUUUAAUUAAACUAUUUGGUAUACAAAAUUUACCUUAUUUGACAUUAUUUGUUCAAAAAUCAUCCUUUAUUCCAUCAUCGCUAAAUCGAGGAUCACUUACUACAUUACAUUCAAAUGAAUUAGAUACAAGUUCAAAUACAACGUUAACAUCAACGAAUGGUAGUCAAGGAAUAAAUAAUGAUAAUCAACAAAGUUUAGUACAAUCUAACGAUAGUAAAGAAAUUAAUUAUGAUGUAUCUGCAACGGCACUUUCGACAGCACCUUUAUCAUUUUAUGAUAUGAUAUUACAAUCAUCGUCAAUGAGUUUUAUAAGUUUUUGGUCUUUAUCACAACGUUGUACAAAUGAACAUGUUUUACAUCAUAUGAAACAUUCAUUUUAUUUAACAGAUUUAUUAAUAAAAUCUUUAUAUCAAAUAAAAGAAAUUAAAAUAUUAAAUGAUAACUCAUCUGAUAAAAAUAAUAAUGAAAUGAAUUAUAAUCCUACAAUAACAUACAAAUGCAUUUGUGAUGGUUAUUCGUCCACAAUACCGUUACCAAUUUCUGUUGUAUUAUUUCGUUUUGAGCCGGAUAUAUCAAAAAUUCAAGAUAUCAACGAUAUGAAUGAUAAUGAUAUCGAUAGUUAUGUUGAUCUUUUAAAUAUGUGGCUUUAUGAUAAACUUAGUCAACAGUAUCCAAAAAUUAAUUUAGAAUUAUUAAAAAGUAUACAUUUUCAACCGCAUCGCUCAGUUGAUAAUAAAAUUGAAACAAAUCGAUAUCCUUCGCAUGCAUUUCGCUUUGCUCCAUUAGAACAUUUACUUGACGUUAUCGAAGAAAACGAUAUGAAAAUAUUUAUAGACGAUAUUAAAAAAUUUUGUGAAAUAUUAUUAGCCACAAUGGCAGCUAAAAGUCGAUUAAAUACAGCGAUUAAAACAAGUUAUCCAAAUCUUGUAUCAGUUCCACUAGUUAACUGGGCAGGAAUUGGUGGUGUUCGAUAUGUUUCUGAUGUUAGUAAACAAGAACAAGAAGAGAUAAAUGAUAAACAAGAACAUGAACAAUUGGCAAAUGGUGAUAAUAGUAAUCAACAGGAAAAUGAUACAUCAAAUUUAUAUUCUGUUCAAGAUAUGAAUACGGUUAAUGCCGAAUUAGCUAGAAAAUUGCAAACAAAUGAUUCAGCAUUUACUUUAGGAGUUAAUGAUCAAGAAUUAUUAUAUUUACGUUUAGGUAUGGUGAGAAAAAAUGAUGAUCUUGAUGUGUUAUUAAGAAAAAUACAAGAUGCGGGUCGUGAAACAGAACAAUCGUUAAAAUAUGUUGAAGUAAUGGCCGAAAAAGUACGAGAAGGUAUUCGACAAGCUGAAAAGGACUUACAAGAUGAAAAUCAACAAUUAUUAUACCAAGAAGGCAUCUUACGUCAAUUACCAAUUGUUUCCAAUCUUUUAAGUUGGUGGUCUCCAUCACCGACACCGACAACAUCAGUUAAAGGUCGUUCAUUUGAUUUACAGUCAGGAGCAGUUGAAAGUACCGAAUCCGUUCAUCGCUAUCGUAUGCAAAUACAAAAGACCUCCAUCAAUGAUCAAAAACAACGUAUGCAACAACAGGCAGAUAUGCAUGAAGAACAAUCGGAAACAUUGCCAAAUCAUAAUGAAAAUGAAGCAUCAUCUUCGUCAUCGGCUUCGUCAGUAUCGUCAACUCAUGAGAAAAAUUCACAGCAAUAA